UAUUCUGUGGACAACCCGCUGUGACAACUGACAACCCGCGAAAAGUUCGAUUUGCUUAGAUUUAUUUACAAUUUUACUUUCCAUAAAUUACAAGUUCGUGUAGCUAUCCGUUAAAUAAUAACUGUGCCUUAAGUUAUGAAAUUCCGUGGCAUAAUGAUUGAUGCCGGACCUAUGAGAGAGUUCACGAAUAUUGUGACCACCAUAUCAAAGUUAUCAAAAGAGUGUGUAUUACGUUUGUCUGAUGACAAGCUGUACUUUAUAGUUAGUGAGGACAACAGCGGCCCUGCACCACCUGUGCUAUGGUGUGAGAUACCACAAGUGGUAUUCUUUUCGGAGUAUCAAAUGAUUGGCAUUGAUGAAGAGCAUAAGGACAUUUACCUUAGCGUCAUAUCUGCAAAUCUUGCCAAAUCCUUGGUGACACUGAAGUCAGCAAAGUCAUUGAAAAUUAAACUUACCAAAAAGCAGUGCCCAUGUUUGACCUUGGAAAUCGAAAUGCAAUCAGUAAUAUCACAGCAAUCAAGGCAGGUGACACAUGACAUUCCAGUAGUAGUGGUGCCUAGGAAGAUGUGGAGUGACUUUCAUGAGCCGAAGGUCCAAACUCCUGAUAUAUCCAUAGAGCUGCCCACACUCAAGCAGUUGCGUACCACCAUAGACAGAAUGAGGACGAUGGCUCAAGAGGUGGUGAUCAGAGCAUCGGCUGAAGGCAAACUCACAUUACAGAUCAAGACUGACAUGGCCAAAGUGUCGACACGGUUUAAGGAUUUAAGAGUUGAAGCAUUCGAAGGUCCAAUAGACCAUUCAGAUUCCGAAACAGAAAGUGUAGCGAUCGAAGACAUAUCAAAGUUGUGCCAUUGCAGAGUGGAUGCGAAGAAGUUCUCAAUGUUCCUCAGUGCGGACAACAUAUCACAUAACAGAACCAUUUGCAGUAUUGUGCAUAAGAAGUUAGUAAUACUGUGUCUGUACACGCAGGAGAAUGUUAAAUUGCAGUGCUUUAUUACUGGCAUAGUUUAUUAAAAACAUAGACUUUAGGCGUAUAUGGGGGGGGGACCCUAAAAUUCUGGGCCUCUUGCCACCGAUUCCGGAGGGUGUGAGUUUGAAUCUGGUCCAGAGCAUAUGCGAAGAAGUUCUCAAUGUUCCUCAGUGCGGACCACAUAUCACACAACAGGACCAUUUGCAGUAUUGUGCAUAAGAAGUUAGUGAUACUGUGUCUGUACACGCAGGGGAAUGUUAAAUUGCAGUGCUUUAUUACUGGCAUAGUUAAUUAAAAACAUAGGCGUUAGGCGUAUAUGCCCACCAUAGAAUUCUGGGCUACCGAUUAAAAUUCUAUUAUGAUACUAAUAAUAGGGGAGCCGUAAUGGCCCAGUGGAUAAGACCUCUCGCCUCCAAUUCCGAAGGGUGUGGGUUCCAAUCCGGUCCAGGGCAUAUGCGAAGAAGUGCUCAAUGUUCCUCAGUGUGGACCAUAUAUCACACAACAGAACUAUUUGCAGUAUUGUGGACAAGAAGUUAGUGAUACUGUGUGUACACGCAGGAGAAUGUUAAGAGAUGUUAUAGCCCGACAUCUCAUGAAGAGAAAAAUACACUAUUGGUUGACGUAGUCAGUCACUGUAUCGGUAAUAUCACUCUCUUUAGUUGCAAUGAGACGAAAGAGCUAUAUUUUCGAUCCGCCGCUAUUGGUCAAUAAUAUUUUUUUCUUCACGAGAUGUUGUGGAGCACAUAACAUGCUCUACUGGGAACCUAAGAUACGUGCCACAAGAGAGGCACUGUCGACCAGUAGCAAAAUCAAAAAUAUUGCUCUUUUGUUGGGAUGGGACGACAAAUGAAGCGCUAUUUCCAAUGAAUUAAAUUUCAAAGUAAAAAUUAAAUGAAAAACGUACCAAUGUUUAUAACAAUCAUUUAAUUUGUAAAUUUUGUUAUUACAAUAUUUAUUCUUUAUAGUAAAUUAAUACUUCAAAUUACAAGUUGAUCAACAAUG
Messenger RNA from Bicyclus anynana (squinting bush brown), 1972 nucleotides. It is a transcript of the gene Hus1-like, whose product is annotated as checkpoint protein HUS1. The coding region runs from base 136 to 1014 and encodes 292 amino acids. NCBI's taxonomy places the organism in Eukaryota, Metazoa, Arthropoda, Insecta, Lepidoptera, Nymphalidae. Gene Ontology annotation, biological process: meiotic DNA integrity checkpoint signaling; telomere maintenance; mitotic intra-S DNA damage checkpoint signaling. The record is from RefSeq and is a predicted model, not a curated record. The transcript has 6 exons. Gene Ontology annotation, cellular component: site of double-strand break; checkpoint clamp complex; nucleolus.